AUGUCUCUCGUGAACUUGGCAAAUGUUUGUGCGCAUUUGAAGAAUUGCACCAUGGUCAAACAUGGUGUUGCCAAAAUCCCUCUUAGCAGAUUACAUUUGAAUCUUUCAUUUCAUCUUUAUAAACAGGGGUUCAUUUCUGCCAUUCAGAAAGGUUCGGAUAUAUCACCAGAUGAUCCAAAUUCCCCAGUUGAUAUAACGCCAGACAACAUAUCAAGCAGAAAGUUAUGGUUGAGUUUAAAAUACAGAGACAAUCAACCAGUUUUAAGUCAUAUAUCGUUAGUCUCCAAACCAAAUUUGAAAAUUAAAUUGAGUCCUACUGAAAUUAAAGCUUUGGCUUCCGGUCUUUAUGUCAGAAAGAUCAAGCCUCUUCAGCCAGCUGAAACCAUAUUGGUGAAAGCAGAUGACAAUGAAAUUCUUGACUUGCAACAGGUAGCAGCAAAGAAUUUAGGUGGUAUGCCACUUUGCAGAUUCAGAUAA
Molecule: messenger RNA, 477 nt
Organism: Saccharomycopsis crataegensis
Lineage: Eukaryota; Fungi; Ascomycota; Saccharomycetes; Ascoideales; Saccharomycopsidaceae
Gene: MRPS8
Product: mitochondrial 37S ribosomal protein uS8m MRPS8
Exons: 1
Coding region: 1-477 (158 amino acids)
Biological process (GO): translation
Cellular component (GO): ribosome
Molecular function (GO): structural constituent of ribosome
Source: RefSeq, a predicted model, not a curated record